ACAAAACCGGCAGUUUGAAAAGCAGCAAGAACAGAUUUCUGGAGUCAUUGCUUCAGAUAUGAUACAUGAGUAAGUUGGUUUAAUAUUAGACAUAAUGGGUCCUUUGUACGACACUUAAGCCCCGUUUACACUACGCUCAAUUUUUGGUACGGCACGGAUAAAAGUAGUACCCGUACUACUUUUUUGGUUCUUGGACUACCUAUUUAGGUAGUCCAAGAACCAAAAAAUGGUGCAGUACCAAAAAUUGAGCGUAGUGUAAACGGGGCUUUGCUAAAUAGGUAGUCCAAGACCAAAAAUGUGGUACGGGUACCAAUUUUAUCCGUGCCGUACCAAAAAUUGAGCGUAGUGUAAACGGGGCUUUAGUAUAGGUAAUAGUAUGGUUUCGAAUGCAAUUUGGAUAAAACAUGCCCAAGCAGGGUUUUUUCAGGAUUUUCUCUUGGGUCCGUUUUUGCAGAGAAGAUUGAGUUUAGCUGAACAGCUGGGGUGGCUGCACCCCCCCCCCCUCCCUACCGGGGGGCUGACACCUGUACUCAGUAAAUGUAGUUGAGACGGAAUGUGUUAAUUAAAACAGGGGCACUAAGGGACACUAUAAACUGGUUAAAGAUGGCGAAUGCAUAGUUUUUCUUGUGUUGUGAGAUGAAUUCCAGCCAUUUUUUCUUAAUUGUCGUGUUUCCAACUGAAAACUAAUUUCCACACGUCACGAAUUUAACUCAAACAACUUCAUUUUUACUGCACUGAAACUUUGGUGAGAAGAUUGAGUUUCAAAACUCAAUUCAAGAUCGAGUUUUUGGGGCCGUAAAAAAUCCCUGAAAAAAACCCUGCCCAGUGAGUUUUUCAAAGAGCAUCAAAAUAGCACGAGUCCGAAGGAUGAGUGCUAUUUGAGAUCUUUGAAAAACUCACGAGUGCUUGUUUUAUCCAAAUUUCACGAGAAACCAUCCUAUUACGUAUUAAUAGUAUAUAUAAAAAUGUUCUAGAAUCAGUCUCUAUACGGGGGCAAAUCAUUGUAAGGUGGCCCUAUGACGUCAUAAAGUUUUCUAAGGGACCCUAUGACGUCAUAAAUGUUAAACGUGAGAAGCGGUGUUUUAAACUUUAUUUAACAAUUAUUCACCUCAGUAUAUUGGGGCUCCCUGCCCCCCUCCCCCCCCUCUCGGCGACCCUGAUUAUUAAUGUGAAACAAGCUUUGAAAUUAUGCCCGUUUUUCCCAAACAUACUCAGUGGGAAAAGAAUGUUGCAUGAAAAAGGAAGUGACAUGCAAUAUACCCUUUUGGAAAGUACAUCGUCUUGGCUACAGAGCCUCAUUUUCGUCUUUUUUUGACAUUAUAUAUAGUUAAAGCCCAACAUCUCAAUCCUGAAAACGAGCCUCUAAAGCCACAAGAUGACGUGCUUUCCGGAUGGAUGUUAUUACACAGAGUUUUAAUAUAUUAUCUCAAAUGUAUUUGAAAAAAUUGAGAGCUCUGGCCGUUGGGUCUGGCCUUGCAUCACGAUCCCGUAUAAUUUGGUUAUUUACUCUAUAGUCCAUUAAUUUUAUAGUUAUGCUAUAUUAAAGAGAAUUAUUUCUUAAUCCUCCCCAGAAUAUUCAAUCAUCCCAAGCCAACAAAAGCACAAAUGAGAGCAGCAGCAAUAACAAUACAAAGGUACGUGGAGGUCAUCGUCUCUUGGAAUGAGCCGAAGCGACCAAGAACCUAUGAAUUCUGCCAGGUUUGCUAUUGUAUUGGGUUUGACGAGCAAAUAAAAUCAGAAAUAGGUAUAAAUCACGGGAAUUCGUAAAUUAUAAAUUGCUUUGUUUACACCGAUACCAAAACGGCUUUUGGGACGUAGCAGUCCGGAAUACUGUAUGCAUGUCCAUCGUGCUUUACGCGGUCGGAGGUAGAGGUUUUGCGGUUUUGAGUUUCGACUUUGAAAGGACAACCUUAAUUGAUUCAUAAUCUGGCCUAAAAAUCACUUUGCAAAACAAUAUCUAGAGGGCAAGAAAAUUACUCCUUCAUUCUCUUCCUCCUUCAAUCCUCAUUCUCUCCUUCAAUCUCUUCUUCCGGCAUUCUCUUCCUCCUUCAUUCUCUCCAGUCACAUAUUGUUCUCAACUACUUUUGGUUUUUGGAGGUUUUUCCCAUGGGCAAUGUGCACGUGUAACCCCCGCCCCCCACCCAAAUACUUUUCGUUGGUAAAUUCAUAGGUAUGGUAUAACUGCUUAGGUUAUACAAUUGCAUAGGAUUAGGAUUGUAUUGGAUUAGGAUUGUAUUAGAUUGAAUUGUAUCGCUCAUCAUAAUUUGCAAUGCCUCUAUUUACAGGUAUUUCCGUGGAUGGUUUGUCAGGAAGUCCCUGAAAACUGUGAAAGAAAGGGUCAGUACAAAGUUUAUGAAUUUAACACUGACAAAUUUUGUUAGAUCAAAGUUAUCAAAUCGUGUACAAAUGUUGAAUUGUUUAAUUUUCAAAUUACCCAACCUUCUUCAAACAAAGAUCUCAAGAAAUUAAUCAAUCUUGUAACUGCAAAUUCGUAUAACGCAUCGUAAUUAAAGAAUACACCAUUCAGGAAAGUACGUGAUUUUGGCUGUAGACGUGCAUGUGACAUAAGUUAAAGCGGCCAAUGUUUCAAUCACGAAAACGAGGCUCUAGCCAACGUGAGAUCAGACCCCCAUAUUCCUGUUCUUUCUAAUCCUUCAGUCAGAGCCACCGCCGAGUGGUUGCGCAGGGCCCGGGGCAAAACUUUCCAAGGGGGCCCUUUUGACGUCAUAAUUGUAAAAGGGCAGGAAAGCAGUGUUUUACAAUAUAUUAUACUUUUCUACAUAGUAUCCAACACUAAUGCAGUCAAGAUUUAUAUUCUCAGUUAAGCAAUCAAGAAAUCUUAAGGGCCUUUGUUGCUUUGGGGGCCUCUUACCCCCCUCGGCGGCCCCUGCCUUGAAUUGACACAUUCAUUAUUACAGCUGGAGUAGUAGAAAAAAUGUUUUUCUUGUAGGCGUUGAAACGUACAUUUUCGUUCAACAAAUUCAUAAAAUCGUAUCAAGAUCUCGUCUAUAGAAUCCAAAAACGUUACAAUAUUGAACAUCCCCACACAGCAUUGCAGUUUCAUGAACUACAAGAAUAUGUUGAUAGACUGUUUAGUAAGUAUGCAAGUUCAGUAAGUGUCACAGGCGCCCGUAAAAAAUGUCAUGGGCGCAAAAUAAUGUUGUGGCAACAUUGUUUCCUCGCCAUAUUUCUCAAUGAAGCCAGGAAACAUUGUGUUAGAAACAUUAUCCUGCCGAGUAAAGGCCCAUACAGACCGGACGCGAUUCGGCAACGCGACGCGAAUUUUCAAUGACAUUUAACUUUAAUAUUUUUCUAUGUUUUUCAAGUAUUCGGAACCACUUGAGCAAUUUUAGCUAUUUGGUCUGCAUAUCUUGUAAAAUGUGUAUCCGUUGACGGUUUUAUUUGGUUUUAAGAACUGAAAAUUCGCGUCGCGUUGUCGAAUCGCGUUCGAUCUGUGUGGGCCUUAAAAUGGUCAAUUAUAACAAGAGCUGGCGUGUCAAUACAUACAAAUUAAAGUGGGAAAAUGAGAAAACAAUUCUUGCGAAAGAAUUAUCGAUUUUGUUCGAAUUUUCUCUCAGAAGGAACAUUCCCGUAUAUUUGGCGCAUUUAUUUAGUGGCCAAUUGCUUUAUCUAGAAAUAUGCUAUUCAUUACGCUCUCCAUUCUAUUUUUCGAUUUGUCAUCUGAACUGAAGUAAAUCUGAAAAAGAAAAUCUUACUUUAUAUUAUAUAGAAUACGAAAUUGCCUUUGGUAAGAUAGCAGAGAGUGGUACACUGAGAUAUGAAGAUAUUUUAAAAUAUUUUGCGGAGUGUGGACAUCAUCCAUCUGAGAAAGAAGUUGAUGAUGCCAUUGCCAUGGUAACAAAAGGUAUUAUUAUAAAGAGAUAUUUAGUUAUUGGCAUUUUUCGUUCAAAUGUCAACAGUUUAUUUCCAUGAAUUUCCUUGAUUUCUUUCCAGACUCUCCCAAAGGUCGGAAUUUAACAAAAUCCGAAGCAGUGGAAGUUGUAUUUCAAAUAUACAUUCCAAAAGGAACUGGUCUUACCCUUGCCGAUGUCCGCAAGUCAACCUGGAUGAAUCCUCUUAUUGACGGUCAAGAUGUCAAAAAAAUACUAAGCAAGAAAGAUUUGAAGUUUACAAGUCUGGACAAGGUUUUAAACUUGGUCGCAGAUUCUCAAACUGACCGAAACGAAGUAAAGGAGUUACUUCGAGCUCCUGAUCCUCAGAUAAUGAACGUUGUUGAAAAAACUCAAGAAGAACUGAAUCCACAGCGCAAAGAUGGAAAACAAAAACCUCGGCAGUCUUCUGCCAAGUCACCUGGGGGAGGAAAUUUCAUCCUUGCUCGUGGCCAGUAUCAACCGGUGAAACCAAGCGAAAGUAAACAAAACAAGAAAAGAAGACCAGUAUCAGGCAGAACACAAAAAUGAACAAUGUGUUCCAUGGAACUCGAACAGACUGCCUUGAAACACUACCUGCUGAAACUAAUUAGUAUCCAGACUUACACCGUCAAAAUGGGUCCGAAACAAAUUGCUGAAAAGUUCAUUUCGGUCUGAGCGAUGGUACGCGGCCAGAAACCUUGGACAAUUUCCUCCACUGACCUUGGAUUCGAUUCCCAUGCAGUUGGGAAAUUUAGAAAUUAUCAGUAAGGAAUUUCGUAUCUAAGGAACAACAUAACAAGAAACAAGUUAUAAUCAAAUUCAUACAGUCCAACGACACCAAUGCAAUAGCCAGACUUUAACUAGGAUGUCAAAACUAUCUCUUUUCAUGGAUGUGGCCAAAAAACAACCUCGUACCCAGGGUCUUUUCUCUUGGGGAGCAAAGACCCUGGUAGACGCUGGUCACAUGAUCUGCUAAAAUCUAGCAGAUUUUUAAUUAGCAAUCCAAGAUCAGGUCAAUAAACAUUUGAUAUUUGGAUUAUUUUGAUAGUUUAAUUUAUAAUUUGCAUUUUGUAUGCUUGUCGUAAAGGAAUCCAAGAUAGUUAAUUAGAAAUCUGCUAGAUUUUAGCAGAUCACGUGACCAGCGUCCACCAGGGUCUUUGCUCUCCAAGAGGAAACUGCUCUGGGUACGAGGUUGGCCAAAAAACAUGGCGCUCGAAAUCAAUUGUCAAAAACUCAUAAUUCAGCGUCUUUACGACAAAAAGGUAUCGAAACGUAUGCAUUGCAUGAUAAGUUAAAACAGCAGCUUACAACGUCUAAGGAGAGAAAUGUUCCAAACUUGCGAAUUGCUGUUUUAAAGAUAACGUCUUAUCAGGCCGUCUAUUAAAUAGUAGGACGGUCGGCCUGGGUAAAUAAGGGCAAUAGCACGCAACGAUACAAAAUUCGUACAACAUAUAACAUUGCAAUUAUAACACUAUGACAUAACAAUUUGCUGAAUUACAAGCAAACAAUUAUAUACGCAUUUUGACUUUAUUCUCUAUAUAGCCUUUGACAACUGUUUUCAAAAACAAUAAAAUCGAGAAAAUGCGUGUAUAAUGGUAAUAGUAGGCCUCAGUAACUGUCACUAGGCAUAGUUUUGCCCGAUUAAGGCUUUAAAACUUUUUUGAUACAACGAAAUGCCACUAUUUUCCUAUAUCACUAUCACCCCCAAGUUAAAGUAUCCUCAUCAACUCCAAAACUACAGAGUUUAGAAUUGCUUUCGCAACUGUAGUCAUGCGGAAUGCCUGGCGGAAUGUGUAAUACUAAUACGUGUAAAUAGAAUUGUAAAUAGACUGAAGAAUUUUGUAAUUAUUUUCCUACGUACUUUUGUAAAAUUUUAAAUUUUUUUAACUUAUAUAGAAAGCCAGAAAUACACAUGUAAUUCCCAGA
Molecule: messenger RNA, 5798 nt
Organism: Paramuricea clavata
Lineage: Eukaryota; Metazoa; Cnidaria; Anthozoa; Malacalcyonacea; Plexauridae
Source: the annotation of a GenBank genome assembly